CUAUUUAAUAUGACAUAGUUUUUAGCUUGUACUAUCUUUUACAUGCAACUUACUGCAUUCUCUGAAACGCCAGAUGGUUGAAGAUGCUGUUCACUUUCUUAGUAAGGAAACUGUAGUCCAGGCAAUAGCUCGGUCUGCCACCAAGACCAGAAACGCUUUAUCUGGAACUUACUCUGCUCCCCAGAGGUCUGCCAGCUCAGCUGCUCUUUUGGUUGGGGAUCCUGCUGUAAUUCGAGAUAAAGGAGGCAAUUUUGUACUUCCUAGGGCUGAUGUCAUGAAAUUAAGAGAUCGUUUGAGAAAUGAAGAAUUAGCUGCUGGAUCUCUUAUGUCUAGGUUGAGAAAUAAGACC
This is a messenger RNA of Cuscuta campestris, 349 nucleotides long. The record is from the annotation of a GenBank genome assembly. Lineage: Eukaryota; Viridiplantae; Streptophyta; Magnoliopsida; Solanales; Convolvulaceae.